AUGUAUUCCGAGAAACACGACAUGUUUCGCAUACCUGGAUCUGGAGGCCACCUCAUCGGAUCAUGGGAUCUCCACAAACAUAGCAAGAGCCCCAAGUUGCAGAGGGUGUUUUUUCUCUCCUUUCCCGAGCUGAGCAAGGCCAAAAGAGACCUACUAGAUUCUUGCUACACAAGCGAAUAUUUGGUGGAGUCAAAAGCCACUGGUGAAACUUUCUUGAUUAAGAGGUACAGAAAGAUGGCUAGGGUCAUCAAUGGUAUUCCCAAAAUGAAAACAGAGAUUUUAGUGGUGUUCAUCGUACCCGAUGAUGGAUUCGCUUUUUUCACUAGUGACAUUGAAGAUGACUGCGUUUUCCUCUCAAAGUCUGAACCUUUCUGUGUUAACGCUAGCUCCUUUCCUGGCUUGCUCGCUAGCUGCGUCCAAGUCUUCGAUGUCGACGAAUCAGCAUAUGCCUGUAUGAAACGUGUCACCAUUUGCCAUAGUAGAGUUUUUAGAGACGGAUUCAAGGCUCCUUUUUACAUUCCACCUCAAAUUAAAAAAAAUUAA
This is a messenger RNA of Eruca vesicaria subsp. sativa (arugula), 543 nucleotides long. The record is from the annotation of a GenBank genome assembly. Lineage: Eukaryota; Viridiplantae; Streptophyta; Magnoliopsida; Brassicales; Brassicaceae.